Myotis myotis is the source of this 4398-nucleotide messenger RNA. RefSeq names its product ribosomal protein S6 kinase A2 (gene RPS6KA2). The record is from RefSeq and is a predicted model, not a curated record. The coding region runs from base 247 to 2553 and encodes 768 amino acids. Gene Ontology annotation, molecular function: ribosomal protein S6 kinase activity; magnesium ion binding; ATP binding. The transcript is spliced from 23 exons. Gene Ontology annotation, biological process: intracellular signal transduction; protein phosphorylation. NCBI's taxonomy places the organism in Eukaryota, Metazoa, Chordata, Mammalia, Chiroptera, Vespertilionidae.
CUUCUCCUCCUGCAGCCCCGGGAGGAGCAGGGCGCCAGGGGCCGGAGCAGCAGCGGCCGCGGCCAGGAGCCUGGGUGGCGGGAGAGGACGCACCCGCCCACGGCCACACUGAGGACCCUGGGCUCCCUCCCACCCAGGCCCAGCCUGCGGGCCCACCUCUGCCGUCAGCUCCGACGCCCUGGGCGCUGAGCCGGCUCCUGGCCCCGCUCUCCCAUCAGCUCUGGGCCGGAGGGAAAGUUUGUCAACAUGCCGAUCGCACAGCUGCUGGAGCUAUGGAAGAAGAUCGAGGUGGAGCCCAUGGAGAUCGAGACCCCCGAGGAGGACAUGGACCUGGACUCCGCGCCCGCCACGGAUGCAGACGCCGCCGAGGAAGAAGGCCAGCGUGACGCCGCCUCGCGGGAGCCGCCGGCCGCGCCUGCCCAGGAGGAGGGCGUGGUCAAGGAGAUCGACAUCAGCCACCACGUGAAGGACGGCUGCGAGAAGGCCGACCCCUCCCAGUUUGAGCUGCUGAAGGUCUUGGGACAAGGCUCCUACGGGAAGGUGUUUCUGGUGCGCAAGGCCGUGGGGCCGGAUGCCGGGCAGCUGUACGCCAUGAAGGUGCUGAAGAAGGCCACGCUGAAAGUUCGGGACCGCGUCAGGUCGAAGAUGGAGAGAGACAUCUUGGCAGAGGUGAACCACCCCUUCAUCGUGAAGCUGCACUACGCCUUCCAGACAGAGGGGAAGCUCUACCUGAUCCUGGACUUCCUGCGCGGAGGGGACCUCUUUACCCGGCUCUCCAAGGAGCUCGGCUCGCCCGCUCUCUGCUCGCAGGUGAUGUUCACGGAGGAGGACGUCAAGUUCUACCUGGCGGAGCUGGCCCUGGCGCUGGACCACCUGCAUGGCCUGGGCAUCAUCUACAGGGACCUGAAGCCCGAGAACAUCCUCCUGGACGAAGAGGGUCAUAUCAAGGUCACAGACUUCGGGCUGAGCAAGGAGGCCAUCGACCACGACACACGCGCCUACUCGUUCUGCGGGACCAUCGAGUACAUGGCGCCCGAGGUGGUGAACCGGCGGGGCCACACGCAGAGCGCUGACUGGUGGUCCUUCGGAGUGCUCAUGUUCGAGAUGCUCACGGGGUCCCUGCCGUUCCAGGGCAAGGACAGGAAGGAGACCAUGGGCCUCAUCCUCAAGGCCAAGCUGGGCAUGCCCCAGUUCCUCAGCGUCGAGGCGCAGAGCCUGCUGCGAGCGCUCUUCAAGCGGAACCCGUGCAACCGGCUGGGUGCGGGCAGCGACGGCGUGGAGGAGAUCAAGCGUCACCCGUUCUUCGUCAUCAUAGACUGGAACAAGCUGUACCGGAAGGACAUCAAGCCGCCCUUCAAGCCCGCGGUGGGCCGGCCCGAGGACACCUUCCACUUCGACCCCGAGUUCACAGCCCGGACGCCCACGGACUCGCCGGGCGUGCCCCCGAGUGCCAACUCGCACCAACUGUUCAGAGGCUUCAGUUUCGUGGCCUCCAACCUGGUCCAGGAGCCCCCGCAGCAGGACCCGCACAGAGCGGCCAUUCACCCCAUCGUGCAGCAGCUGCACGGGGACAACGUCCACUUCUCUGAUGGCUACGAGGUCAAGGAGGACAUCGGGGUGGGCUCCUACUCCGUGUGCAAGCGGUGCGUGCAUAGAGCCACGGACGCCGAGUACGCUGUGAAGAUCAUCGACAAGAGCAGGAGGGACCCCUCGGAGGAGAUCGAGAUCCUGCUGCGGUAUGGCCAGCACCCCAACAUCAUCACCCUCAAGGACGUCUACGACGAGGGGCAGUUCGUGUACCUGGUGACGGAGCUGAUGCGCGGUGGGGAGCUGCUGGACCGUAUCCUGCGGCAGCGCUGCUUCUCGGAGCGCGAGGCCAGCGCCGUGCUGUGCACCAUCGCCCGGACCAUGGACUACCUGCACUCGCAGGGGGUCGUGCACCGGGACCUGAAGCCAAGCAACAUCCUGUACGUGGACGAAUCCGGGAACCCCGAGUCCAUCCGUAUCUGCGACUUCGGGUUCGCCAAGCAGCUGCGCGCCGAGAACGGGCUGCUGAUGACGCCCUGCUACACGGCCAACUUCGUGGCCCCCGAGGUCCUGAAGCGACAAGGCUAUGACGCGGCGUGCGACAUCUGGAGCCUGGGCAUCCUGCUGUACACCAUGCUGGCGGGAUUCACGCCUUUUGCUAACGGGCCGGACGACACCCCAGAGGAGAUCCUCGCGCGGAUCGGCAGUGGGAAGUACGCGCUGUCCGGGGGCAACUGGGACUCGGUCUCGGAGGCGGCCAAGGACGUGGUGUCCCAGAUGCUGCACGUGGACCCGCAGCAGCGCCUGACGGCGCUUCAGGUCCUCAAACACCCGUGGGUGGUGAACCGAGAGCACCUGCCCCAGAGCCAGCUCAGCCGGCAGGACGUCCACCUGGUGAAGGGCGCCAUGGCCGCCACCUACCUUGCCCUCCACAGGACGCCCCAGGCCCCGCGGCUGGAGCCCGUGCUGUCGUCCGGCCUGGCCCAGCGCAGGGGCAUGAAGAGACUCACGUCCACGCGGCUGUAGCCAGCAGGACCCAACGCCUGGCUGCGGGCACCAGCCUGGGACCUGGGCAUGGGUGCUGCUUGAGCGACCACGGGCGCCUUCGCUGGGCCCGCGUUUCCCCUUCAGCCUGAGAGGGUCCAAGGGCGCCCUCCCCACACCUCGCUCUGCCGCCCCCUUCCCCGGCGGCCGCAGGGACUCCUGUCGCCACUGCACGCGAAGGCCUUCCCCACCCCAGCACCUGCUUACCCGGCGGAUCUGCCACAUGAGGGCCAUGGUCAGGCAGGAGGAAGCGGGCAUGGCAGCGCCUCCCUGGAGGGGCCAGCUGCGAGGGCCCCGGAUGCCGGCGGCUGAAGGUGACAGAGGGCAUGGGCACAGGAGCAGAGCCCUGCCCCUGACUAUGACCUACGUCUUGAUGGCCUCGUCUCGCUUCCCUAUGUGUGUGAUGAGGUCCGGGCUGUGUCCUCGCAGCAGAUCUGAGCGGGAGGCACCCCCAGAACCGCCUGCGCUCGGCCUUGGUGCCCCCUUGGUGCCCAGAAGGAGCCAGCAGGCGCCCGUGCAGCCCGCCCCGGCUCUGGAUGGCAGCGGCCCCGGGCCUGGGCGUCCCGCGGGCUGAGGGCCUGGCUUGGUCGGCUUGCUCCCUCCCCUGUCCCGGAGACACUGUGACCUGGGGACCCUGACCUCGGGCCUCUGUCGCCCACUGGGGUCGGGGGCACGCCCGGGGCUGCGUCCACACGGGAAGCCCUUUGUGGAAGCGGAGCUGUGUGAGCUGCGCCUGCUGCAGGGUCUGUCCUCGGCCAGUGAGUCCGUGUGUCCCGGGUGCACGCGGGUGCUCAGGCUGCGCCCCUUCGUUAAUAAAAUCCUGACGGCUCCACCCGGGGCUGGAGGAGGCAGCGCCUGGGUCCUCAUCUCCUCCAGCUCGUGCCCAACCGGGGAGCCACCCCCGCUGGGCGGAGGAGGAUUGUCACUUGUCUGUCCCUCUGUCCGUCCCUCUGUGCUUAGGCCAGGCUACAGGAUCGACUGUUGGGCACAGCCAGGUUUUCCCUAAAAAGACGAUAUUUUAUUGUUUCUUUUGUCCUUCAAUCUCAACUCCAGUACCACACACACACACACACACGUGCAUGCACACGCACACACACACACAGGCACAGACACACACACACACGCACGUGCACGCACAGGGGCCGCUGCUGGAAAGCGCCUCCCGCGUGGGCUGUGGCCUCAGACCCAGCAGGUGAACGGGGGUCCACACAGCGCUUUCUCUCCGCACAGCAGACGGAGGCGGGAUGGAGGCGCCGGUUCCCGCAGAGCCCACUGGCCUUGCUGUUUUCUCAGUGGAAAGCGCUCCCCUGGCUCCGUGACUCCCGCCGCCCGUCUGCUUGGGUCUGAGUUGCUUUACUUAUUACCAGAAACGGGGAACCAGGGCGCCUGCAGGUCCUGGGUUCACCCUCCUAGAAACCCGCCCAAGUCAUGCGUCCUGUUUGCCGGGGCCCCAGCUGCCCAUCGCGCCCUUGGCUGGGUGUCUGGGGGGCGGGGGAGGAGAGGGUUUUGGGGGGGUGCUGAGCGCUGCCGGGGACCCAGAGCUGAGAGCCCUGAGCAGGGAGCAGAGCGAGGACCCCUCCCUCCCCAGCGAGGAGUCCCUGAGAAGAGACGAUGCCACACUGGAAACCGAGCUUCCCCAAGUCUUAGGUGACAGGGCGGGGGCCGCACCCUCGGUGGGAAUGACGGGGUCUGAGAGUUCACACGCUUGCGCGGGGCUCCCCGAACCUGGCGCCCGGGAAGGCUCCCCAGGAUUCGCACAGACGGCAGGAAGUCACAGCCCUGCUCACACCUCGGACCGCACCCCCGGUCAGACACCCGGACUCUGUC